AUGGUCCCAUUUUGGAGAAUACCGGGAGUACAUUGCUCCGCAGGAGAGCCGAUAAAUUCUAUCACGGCUAGAUUCCGACGAGUACACCCGGCCCCAUUCCCCAAUCACCCACGUAAACUCACUUUUGAGAUGGUUCAGCUGAUUCUCAAGACCCUGGACGAGUUUCGUGUUUCAAGGGGGAAUAUACGUUCUAUAUCCUUUAGACGGUGUCCCUUCCACGAAUUAUGGAGCAAUGUUGUCAAGAAUGAAGCUUGCAGUUGGAAAGACGGGACAAGUAAGAGCUCAGAGACGAGUCUUGAUGUCUCCCUCGAGGUAUGGUACUUCGAGAUCUUGCGGACGCACUCAAGAACGGACCAGGAGAAUGAGGGACCGCUGACUCCGUCGAUCCAGUUCCAUAGCCUCAUACAGAAGGCCAGCACUCAAGGCCUACAUCACAGCAGCCGGGAGUCAAUAGACUACCUACUAGUCCCGCUCCUUAGCUCAAUAAUAGAACAAGAGUCUACAGAACGGAGACGGAGAUUGAAGCGCAAGCAACAACAACCUAAAACAUCAUUCUUAGCAAAUUGCGUGAUGACAAGAUGCGGUGAGAUACCGUUGGGAGACGUAGCAUUGGCGGAUGAUCAAGGCCCGACAAGCCCGAAAAUACGUGAACCAGACGUCAUCAUCGCCCAGCGAAAGACCUGGCUCACCCCCGCCUUAGCCAAGCGAGGGGCCCCGAGUCAGCAGCCAUCGGAGCAGGCCCUUCGGAGCAGAUAUACCUGA
Colletotrichum lupini is the source of this 762-nucleotide messenger RNA. RefSeq lists its product as uncharacterized. Lineage: Eukaryota; Fungi; Ascomycota; Sordariomycetes; Glomerellales; Glomerellaceae. The coding region runs from base 1 to 762 and encodes 253 amino acids. The transcript is spliced from 8 exons. The record is from RefSeq and is a predicted model, not a curated record.